Messenger RNA from Aedes aegypti (yellow fever mosquito), 1946 nucleotides. RefSeq lists its product as uncharacterized. Gene Ontology annotation, biological process: SCF-dependent proteasomal ubiquitin-dependent protein catabolic process. The record is from RefSeq and is a predicted model, not a curated record. The coding region runs from base 268 to 1830 and encodes 520 amino acids. Gene Ontology annotation, molecular function: protein binding. Lineage: Eukaryota; Metazoa; Arthropoda; Insecta; Diptera; Culicidae. The transcript is spliced from 3 exons. Gene Ontology annotation, cellular component: SCF ubiquitin ligase complex.
CAAUACCUAAAAAUAGUGUGAUUAAUAAUUACUGUAGUUAUAACUUCUGAUAAAUAUAUGCUACACAGAACUUUGAUCGUUUGAUAACUUCAAUCUCUUCCACACAACGGCGUUAAUUUUCUUAUUGGAAUACUAUUCAACCAUAUAUGCAAUCAUACCCUGAACUCACCACUCGUAAACAUUGUUUGAUAUUUACAUCUUUAUCACUUCCAGCAGAUUUGAAGGAGUCAGAUGUUUUGAUCGAGCACAUACAUUUGAAAGCCAACUAUGGAUCUGGACGCUCUGCCGCCGGAGCUGGUGUGGCACAUCUUGGACAAUCUCACUGAGCUUCGGGACCGUAAGAAUGCCUCGCUGGUGUGCAAAGGUUGGAACUGGAUGCUGUUCAACUCACCGGUAGUUCUUCGGGCAGUAAGGUUACGCGUUUGUCCCAAAGUGGCCAGCCUGGAACGGACAGACGCCGAAGAGGUGUUCAACCAGAUGAGCGAUGUUAUGGUUCACAGCAAAAGGAAUUAUAGUAAUGUGGAGUUCUUUCACGUUAAUUUCGAGAGACCGAUGGCACGUGAGCUGUUGUUUUUUAUGGUGCAGCUGUGUUGCGAUUCGAUUGAGAGUUUGGCCUUUACGAAUUGCCAUGGAUUACGGCGAAGUGAAUUGUGGCAGGUGUUGGAAUUACUGCCAUGGUUGACGGAGCUCAUGAUUUCCGGAGGAAUCUACUAUGACGAAUUUGAUAACGAUGCGAAAGUUACUGAGUUGAAUCGAUUGGAAAGCUUAUCGUUGGACAUUGGAGACGACUGCCGACUGUAUCAGGACUUUCUAACAAUCACACCGAGUUUGUCGAAGUUCAGCGUACGAACAAUCCACGGUUGUGUGGAUUUGCGAGACGUUGUUCUGACACGAUAUUUCAGCCAGCAAUUAAAUACGCUAAGCUUCAUCACAAGCAGAUGUUUCAAUCAUUCUGAAUUUUCAGACAUGAAUUUCGCAAAUUUGACGAAGCUGAAUCUGAAGCUGUCCGGCUCAGUGUGGCCACAGUUGUUCAAGCAGAUGAAGUUACUAAACGAGCUGCACAUAGAUGCUGGAAUUAAUGAUGAAGUGAUAGCAGCCAUUUGUGGAACGUCGACAAAACUACGCAAAUUAAGCCUUCUGUGUUCUGGAUUCGUAGAGUGCAAGAAGUUCAACAUGCUUUCCAGAUUAGAACACCUUGAAGAUCUACAACUACGUGGCAUUUACAAAUUCAGCUGGCGGCACGUUACUUUCAGCAAACUAAGACGACUACACGUUGACAACGUGGCUACCGACUUUACCAAUUUUUUGAAGGAACUCACCACGCUGAAAUCCUUGGAAAUUCACGACACCAAACUUAAGAACGAGCAGCUGAUCAAAUUCACCCUGAAUGCGCCCACGAUUGAGCGGUUGGAAUUGGCAUUCUGCAACAAACUGAGCGAUAAGGCCUUCAAGCACUUGGCCGAUAUGCCGGAUCUGGAAGAACUACGGCUGUGGGCAAUCAAUGUCUCCAAGACCAUCGAUGAGCGUAUGAUUUGUCCCAAGCUGAAGAAAGUUAUCUUCUAUUUCAACGAUAAUAUUGAGGAUUCCACCCUGGAGGCACUUGCCAAAAAACUACCUCACUUAAGGCUGCUGGUGCUGUACGAUUGCUACCGAAUAAGUCCGCAGGGCGUGGCAGAUCUUCGCAAAACGAUGCCCAACUGUAACGUGCUCGAGUUGUAUCGAGGCGAUGAGCUUCCGCCGGCACUGGUAGCAGAACGUCAGAUUUACUACCGGAAUGCCGAGUUUCCGAACGGAGUUCUCAAACAAGAACUUCCAUUCCAGUGGUAUUGAUGAAUUGGACUGAGUUUGAGUUGCAAUUACUGAGCAUUUAUGUAAAUUAAGAGUUCUAUAAGUUAUAAGAGUUAUAAGUGUUUGUAGAGAAUAAUAAACUAUUUGUAUUUAUUUUA